AUGGGACCCGCCCCUUGGGGAGGGGGCGGGGUUUCUGCCUGGCAGAGGUGGGAGCGCUUGCAGUCUUAGGGGAAUAGGUUUCCUGUUCCGGUUCUCGGGCUCUGGUUAGUCACGUGGAAGUGUGAUCACCUAGAUAGUUUGCGCCUUCCGUUAACCAAAGCAUCUUCCCUUUGGUGAUACAAGCGCAGAUUUCGGCCGGUGACUCUGCCAUGCCGAACUUGCGGCCCAGGCCCCGCCGGGGUGCCGGACGGGGCGCCAGGGCAGCCGGGCGGGGCGCCGGGGCAGCCGGGCGGGACGAGCUGGUGUCGCGGUCCUUGCAGAGCGCAGAGCACUGCCUGGGCGCCCAGGACUUCGGCACCGCCUAUGCCCACUACCUCCUCGUGCUCAGCCUGGCGCCGGAGCUGAAAGACGAUGUGAAGGAAACUUUUCAGUAUACGCUCUUCAGAUGGGCUGAAGAACUUGAUGCACUCAGUCGAACACAAGACCUACUUGGUUGCUAUGAGCAAGCCUUGGAACUGUUUCCUGAUGAUGAAGUGAUUUGCAAUAGUAUGGGGGAGCAUCUCUUCAGAAUGGGCUUUAGAGAUGAAGCAGCCGGGUAUUUUCGUAAAGCAAUGAAGCUAAACCCGGAUUUCAGUGACGCAAAGGAGAAUUUUUAUCGUGUUGCAAACUGGUUGGUGGAACGCUGGCACUUUAUCAUGCUUAAUGACACCAGAAGGAAUACGAUUUAUAACGCAGCAAUCCAAAAGGCGGUUUGUUUGGGCUCCAAAAGUGUUUUGGACAUUGGAGCAGGAACUGGAAUACUAAGCAUGUUUGCUAAAAAAGCUGGAGCGCACUUGGUGUAUGCCUGUGAGUUAUCCAAGACCAUGUAUGAACUUGCCUGUGAUGUAGUGGCAGCAAACGAGAUGGAAGCAGGGAUCAAACUCUUACAUAUGAAGUCGCUUGACAUAGAAAUUCCAAAACACAUUCCUGAAAGAGUGUCCCUAGUUGUAACAGAAACUGUCGAUGCAGGUUUAUUUGGAGAAGGAAUUGUGGAGAGUUUGAUUCAUGCAUGGGAGCAUUUACUUUUGCAGCCAAAGACCAAAGGUGAAAAUGGUAAUUGUGAAAAAUAUGGGAAAGUUAUACCGGCAAGUGCUGUUAUAUUUGGGAUGGCAGUAGAAUGUGCAGAGAUAAGAAGACAUCAUAGGGUGGGUAUUAAGGACAUUGCUGGGAUCUGUUUGCCAGCCAGUGUGAAAUUUCAGAGUCCAGCUUAUUCUUCUGUAGAUGCGGAAGAAACAAUUGAACCUUAUACGACCGAAAAGAUGAGUCGAGUUCCUGGAGGAUAUUUGGCUUUGACAGAGUGCUUUGAAAUUAUGACAGUAGAUUUCAACAAUCUUCAGGAAUUAAAAAGUCUUGCAACUAAAAAACCUGAUAAAAUUGGUAUCCCUGUUAUUAAAGAAGGCAUACUCGAUGCUAUUGUGGUUUGGUUUGUACUCCAGCUUGAUGAUGAACACAGUUUAUCCACAAGUCCUAGUGAGGAAACAUGCUGGGAACAGGCUGUCUACCCCGUACAUGACCUUGCAGACUACUGGAUAAAGCCGGGGGACCAGGUGAUGAUGGAAGUGUCUUGUCAAGAUUGUUACUUAAGAAUCCAGAGUAUCAGUGUCUUCAAUUCGGAACAUGAAAUGGAUGUUGGGAGAAGUUUUACCAAGAAUAAAGACUUGCUGUCUUUAGGAAAUGAGGCUGAACUCUGUAGUGCCCUGGCCAAUCUUCAGACCAGUAAACCAGAUGCUGUGGCGCAGACUUGUGUAUUGGAAUCCACAGAAAUUGCUUUGCUUAAUAACAUCCCAUACCACGAAGGCUUUAAAAUGGCAAUGAAGAAAGUGUUGUCUUCACUGACUCUGGAGAAACUGGGUCAGGCCAUGGAUACUCAGUGUCAGAAUAACGAGAUGAGCUGUGAAAGCGGACAGAAUAAUUCUGAACAGAGCGUCCCUGAACCUUUGUAUGUGUUAGAUGUGUCCGAGGGCUUCUCUGUUCUGCCUGUAAUUGCUGGCACACUCGGGCAGGUUAAACCUUACAGUUCUGUGGAGAAAGACCAGCAUCGUAUGACUCUGGACCUCAUAUCUGAAGCCAAUCACUUUCCUAAAGAAACACUUGAGUUUUGGCUGAGACACGUGGAAGAUGAAUCUGCUGUGUUGCAAAGGCCAAAAUCAGACAAGCUGUGGAGUAUAAUUAUACUGGAUGUCAUUGAGCCAUCUGGGCUCAUUCAGCAGGAAAUAAUGGAAAAAGCGGCAAUAUCCAGGUGUUUGCUGCAGUCUGGAGGUAAGAUCUUUCCCCAGUACGUGCUGAUGUUUGGGUUGCUCGUGGAAUCGCAGACCCUGGUGGAGGAGAGCGCUGUGCAGGGAACAGAACGAACUCUUGGAUUUAAUGUAGCACCUUUUAUUAACCAGUUUCAGGUACCUAUACGUGUAUUUUUGGACCUAUCCUCACUGCCCUGUAUACCUUUAAGCAAACCAGUGGAACUCUUAAGACUAGACUUAAUGACGCCAUAUUUGAACACCUCUAACAGAGAAGUAAAGGUACGCAUUUGUAAAUCUGGACAAGUGACUGCCAUUCCCUUUUGGUAUCAUAUGUACCUUGACGAUGAGAUUAGGUUGGAUACUUCGAGUGAAGCCUCCCACUGGAAACAAGCUGCAGUUGUUUUAGAUAAUCCCAUCCAGGUGGAAAUCGGAGACGAACUUGUACUCAACGUCCAGCACCACAAAAGCAACGUCAGCAUCACAGUAAAGCAAUGAAGAGCAGUUUUCUACUGAAAAAAGGUGGAAGUAGAGCAGCAAGUACACAGUUCUAGUCUGAAUUAGUAGUGGGAUUGUAGUCAUAAAAUGGAGGUACAAAGAUUUAAGUCCUUGUAAUGGUCAAAUAUUUUUAAAAAAUUGACAUUAAUAAAGUGUAUUUAAAAAAGAUCCUAAAUUAAAGAAUAGCAUUAUUACAAAAAUAUUGCUGCAGACUUCCUUACUGGAAAAGGCUGUCAUUAAUUUUUCAAAUUAGGAAACUGUUUUUAUUGCUUGGUUUUACUUACUAUAGAUUAAAUUUUGCCAGACCUGUUAGUUUGUACUCUAAAGCUAUAAAUAUAAUGAAUUUUGAGUCUCAUAUUCAUUUUUUAGGCAUCUUGGCUAUUUUUCUCAAAUCCAAACUUAUAGUGGGGAAUACCUCAAAAAGCUGGCUUCCACUUUAGACUGAGGGUUUAUGGUUACCUGUAUAUUCCAAGCUUGCUUCUUGUAAACAGUGAAAUACUUCUGAACCUCCUUCUCAGUUUUUGUGUUUUGGGUAUGCAAACCUGAGUAAGAAUUUAAGCUCUAGACUAAAUGUAAUUAAAAGAGUAAAAGAGGGACAAAAUAAAAUCUUAGGAGGCAGCAUUUUUCGUGGUCUACCUUUGGCGAAGAAAAAAUUUAAAGCUGAUAAAUUAAGUUCAAGAAAGAGUUAAACCUAAACCAGUAUUUUUCAAAGUUUUGAUUUGGAUACACAGAAAGAAAAAAAUAAUUAGUCCAGAUUUUAAAGACUUGAAAUAGGGAGAUUAAUAAGGAAGAUUAUCAUGCCUUGUAUAUACUGUGUGCUCUCUGUAGGUAAGCCACACAGAAAAUAAGAUGUACCUUCUCUUCACACUGCCUAUUCUCCUUGCCUCUCAUAUUAUACUGCCCAACUUUAUUUUCAAUAGAAAUGUUUAGUUUAUAAUAAUGGACAGAAUAAAAACUUUGUAUCUAA
This is a messenger RNA of Balaenoptera musculus (blue whale), 3738 nucleotides long. It is a transcript of the gene PRMT9, whose product is annotated as protein arginine methyltransferase 9. The coding region runs from base 210 to 2771 and encodes 853 amino acids. The transcript has 12 exons. Gene Ontology annotation, molecular function: protein binding; protein-arginine omega-N monomethyltransferase activity. Gene Ontology annotation, biological process: peptidyl-arginine methylation. Lineage: Eukaryota; Metazoa; Chordata; Mammalia; Artiodactyla; Balaenopteridae. The record is from RefSeq and is a predicted model, not a curated record.